AUGAGGCAGAUGUGUGUUAUUCGUAAAUGUUAUGUCAUGGCAAUGCCAUCCAGAGUGUUGGUGCUGCUAUUUGUGUGCGUUUGUGGGAAAUUCAAUUUUGAAGAAGACUCAAUUCUUGAGGUAAUUUUCGGGAGUUUCGCAGACUGCACAGAGAGUUGCAAUGCAAGAGUUGCAUGUUUAGACAUUCUAUAUGACCGUCACUAUAGGGUUUGCAUAUUGUACAAAACGGAAAUUGCUUUAACUUCAAGGCGGAAACUUCGUUAUGUAAAAGAUCGAGUUCUUUUAACUGAACAGCAAAAUGUGACCGGCUGUGCCGAAUGUGCACGAGAAAACUGCAGAAAAGUGUUUGGCGACUACUCAUGUGUUACAACCGUUUGUUCGGCUCUUGUCAAAGUCAAUGGUACAAUUAUUCUAGGAAACUCUAACGUCAUUGAUGCAAAAGUACGGUAUCAGUGUAGCGCAGACACAGAAACAAGCUAUGAGGCCCAGUGUCUGCAAACUGGAUCUUGGUCAAAUGAGAAUAUUAGUUGUGAAAAUAAUAGGUGUAAGCUGCAGAGUCAUCUCCAAAACGGAAACUGGAUAAUGGAAAAAUUAAACACUACACAUGUUUAUGCAAAUGUCACGUGCAAUACCGGAUAUGAGCUGCACAUGCCGGAAAUGGCUGUUUGUAAUAUUAAGACAGGACAGUGGACAGGAUUAAAAUGGAUCUGCUGUGACAAAUACACAGGUAUGCUAGGACUGAAAAUAUACCACAGUGCUGCCUAUUCUGGCGGGCAAACAUUCAAGAAAUGGACACAGGGAAUGGGUUUACAUAGCCAACGGUACGGCAAAAUGUGUGCGUACAGAAACGCGAGCAUAAUUGACAACUGGGCCAAUUUUACAAUGGAUUUUGUGACUUUCCGUGUAAUAGAAAGUGACUCGGUGGUAGCAUACUUGAAAUUCAACGGGACCGGGUCAACAAAAAUGAACUGGUUUUCAAAAGAUAGACUGUUAGAAAGUUCAUGGAAUGACCUAAAUAAAACUUCAACUACCCAUAUCUUUAGCAUUAAGGGAAACAUGGACAUUCAACGCUGGCUGAUCAGUAGAAACUCGGAUCCAACUGGAAACUGUUGGAAUGAUACUGUAUGGUUUUGUGUAACAUGGAAUGACUAUCCCUGUGGAAACACUUCCAGCUACAGCUCACCAAGACUUCUAUACGCAAAGGAUAACACCGUUUCACAGUUUGUAGUAGAUAAAAUGGGGUUUGCAGAUAAAUUUGAAGUCUGGAUAACACCAAUUCCAUAAACUUUUCAAUAAGAAUCUACAUUGCAACAUCCGGCACUAGUUAAGUAUAACUAGAUCCUUCCUGUAACGUAAGGGGCGAGGGUGUUUUACUUUAUGUUAUCUCUCAUGAACAGUCUGGUGUUGUUUUGCUUGGUCACAUCUUAUAUU
Messenger RNA from Mercenaria mercenaria, 1431 nucleotides. RefSeq lists its product as uncharacterized. The record is from RefSeq and is a predicted model, not a curated record. Lineage: Eukaryota; Metazoa; Mollusca; Bivalvia; Venerida; Veneridae. Bases 1 to 1284 code for a protein of 427 amino acids. The transcript has a single exon.